This is a messenger RNA of Ctenocephalides felis (cat flea), 2575 nucleotides long. RefSeq names its product nuclear receptor-binding protein homolog (gene Madm). Bases 371 to 1981 code for a protein of 536 amino acids. Gene Ontology annotation, biological process: intracellular signal transduction; protein phosphorylation; endoplasmic reticulum to Golgi vesicle-mediated transport. Gene Ontology annotation, molecular function: ATP binding; protein serine/threonine kinase activity. Gene Ontology annotation, cellular component: cytoplasm; endomembrane system. The transcript is spliced from 11 exons. Lineage: Eukaryota; Metazoa; Arthropoda; Insecta; Siphonaptera; Pulicidae. The record is from RefSeq and is a predicted model, not a curated record.
UUCCAUUGGUGGUGGUUGUGCUAUUUUGUCAUAUUGAAAUAUUAAUAUUGGAUAACAAUGAACAUUCUUAGUUCAAUUAAAGGGCUAUUACUAUUAACAUCGAGUGAUAAUGCAUUGUUAUAAUCUACUAUCCGCGUUCGCCCCCCUUUAUAAGUCAACAUUCGAGCAAUCAAUGCAGCUAACUUGAACGUUGUUGAGUUAGAUCAAUGACGUCCAGUCAUAGACCGGUAACCUUGGCUCCUUGUUAUAAAACAAAUUUAAUUGUCAAAAGUAUAAAUGUCUUUUGCAACAGUAUCUUAGUGAACGUGUAAAUAUUAAUGUAUGUAGUGCGUGGUUCUUACUAAAAAAAGUGUUUAGUGGAAAUUUUGCGAUGCCGGACAGUCGCCUUGAUCCCGACAACAGAUCUCCUCGAGAGAGCGGUGAGGAUUCCGAGGAUGAAAGCGAAAUCCUAGAGGAGAGCCCCUGUGGAAGGUGGCUUAAGCGACGGGAAGAGGUGGACCAGCGCGACGUGCCCGGCAUUGACUGCGCUCAUCUCGCGAUGGACACCGAGGAAGGGGUCGAGGUCGUCUGGAACGAGGUGCUGUUCUCCGAAAGGAAGUCCUUUCGCAAACAGGAGGAGAAGAUCCGGACAGUCUUCGAGAAUCUCACGCUGCUCGCCCACCCGAAUAUUGUCAACUUCCAUCGGUAUUGGACGGACACGCACAACGAACGACCUAGGGUUAUAUUCAUAACGGAAUACAUGUCCUCUGGUUCGUUAAAACAAUUCCUGAAAAGAACGAAGAGGAACGUCAAGCGAUUACCACUGCCAGCAUGGAAGCGUUGGUGUACACAGAUACUUUCUGCCCUCAGUUACUUGCAUUCCUGUUCACCGCCAAUUAUACAUGGCAAUCUAUCCUGUGAUACAAUAUUUAUUCAACACAACGGCUUGGUCAAGAUUGGAUCAGUCGCCCCGGAUUCGAUCAAUGAUCAUGUCAAAACAUGCAGGGAGCGAUUAAAAAAUAUCCACUUCGUUGCACCUGAAUUAGGAGAUCCUACUCAAGCGACAGAUGUAUUCGCUUUCGGAAUGUGCGCGCUCGAAAUGGCCGCUCUGGAAAUACAGGGCAAUGGUGAUGUGCCAACUUCAUCAAACUCAUCUUCAACUGGGUCGUCAACGACAGACCCUGCAAUCGUUAAUGAUGAGAAUAUUAGGCGAACAAUAGACACAUUAGAUGACCCUUUACAAAGGGAUUUUAUAGCAAAAUGUCUUGCAUCCGAUCCAGCGAUGAGGCCUUCCGCUCGAGAACUCCUUUUCCACCCACUUUUAUUUGAAGUGCAUUCACUGAAGCUGCUGGCAGCUCAUGUGCUCGUCAAUACUUCUGGUUCAUCCGAAAGUAUAAUGGAUGAUGUUGUACAAAGGUUAUAUGGUCCAGAUACAGUAAUGGCCGAAAUCCAUUCAAAAGGUGGAGAAUCAAAACAGUGGAAAAUAUCUGAUGUGCCUAUAGCGGAAAAGUUAGAAAAAUUUGUUGAAGAUGUCAGAUACGGCAUUUACCCCCUGACGGCGUUCAUUUCGCGCACGCCGCCGCUACAGCAGCGAGGGCGAGCUAUUUCUCCUGAAGCAGCUGAUUCGGUUAAGUCUGUGACUCCAGAGCCGCUUGAUGUCGAAAUGAGGCGCAUUGUCAAUAUGAUAUGCAACGUCAAGCCCAAGGAAGAUGGCUGUGAUCUCUUGAUGACAUUAUUAUUACGAAUGGAUGAUAAAAUGAACAGACAAUUGACUUGUCAAAUUUCAUCUGAUGAUACAGCUUUAAUGCUCUCUCAAGAGUUAGUACAUUUAGGAUUCAUACAUGAAACGGAUCAAGAUAAAGUCACAUCACUCAUCGAAGAUGCAUUGCGGAGUUGUGGAGCAUCAAAUGCAAUUAGUAAAUCACCUAUAGAAGAGAAAAACGAGCCUCCAUUACUAGUUCCCACAACGAGUUCACAGACAGCUGUACAUUCGGCCAGUUAGUAAUGGUGUAAACUUAGUUUUCUAUACUUUUGUAUAAACGCUAGGAUACGGAAUAUUUACAACUCCGGAAUUAUAUUGAUGAAUAUUUCAUAUUUCUUUAGUUUUUAUAUGAGUAGUACCAGCGCAAUACGACUUUGACCCCCGGGACUAUAUAUAUAUAAGCUGUAGAUUUUCGGUAGUGUUUACAUAUAAGAAAGAGUAGGGUUGGCAAUUGUAGAAUUGCAGGUAUUGCUAGAACGGUGAGCAGUGAAAAUAUGGUGAUACAUAUAUUUAAAAGUUAUGGUAUACCAACUAACAGUCCAAUAUGUUUACCACAUAUAGCAAUAUCACCCGAAUGAAACGCUUUUAUAUAGUUUUUUAAAUUUCUUAAUAAUAUGUAAUUAUAUAAAUCUUGUAAUACAUUUUUAAUAUUUUAUUAAUUAAGAUUCAUAUUCUACAAGUCCAUUCGUGGAGAUUAUGCAACUAAAUAUGUGCAUUAAGUAAUGUUAGUUACAUUAUACAUAUAUAUUUUUCAGCGAGGUAAAUUCCAGUUUUAUUUGAUCAGAAUUAAAUAGUAUUACUGAAAAAUGUCAUUUACAAAUGCCUUUUUAUGUC